This is a messenger RNA of Harpia harpyja (harpy eagle), 1477 nucleotides long. RefSeq names its product gap junction protein delta 3 (gene GJD3). Lineage: Eukaryota; Metazoa; Chordata; Aves; Accipitriformes; Accipitridae. The record is from RefSeq and is a predicted model, not a curated record. Gene Ontology annotation, biological process: cell communication. Gene Ontology annotation, cellular component: connexin complex.
AGUACGUGCCAGAGCUGGGGCAGCCCAGGCCAGUCCAUGGGACCCUCCAUGUCCCCGAGAGCCCGGGCACAGCAUCACGGAGCAGAGAGGGCUGGUGCCAAUCCUGAGCAUCCCCUGGGCACAGCACCCCAGCCCCGCGGGGGAGAGGGUGGCCCCAGGCAAGACCGCGGGGCAGGAGCUGCGGCAGCACGGUCCAAUGCGGCCCACGCACGCGAGUUCUGCCGAGGCCAGGGAGGCGAUGCCAGGGCUGGGGGGGGCCUUUUGGGGGCCGAGUGCUGUGGCUUGGUAUCCUGAGAGUUUGGGGAGGCCAAGGCACAAGGGCAGUUCUGCAUAUGGGCGGGGGGGGAGCCGCUGCCCGCUGCACCAACCUGCGCCCUGGGCAGCUGCUGGCCCUGGGGCAGGGGCAGCGUUUGUCUUUGAGGCCCCCCCCCGGGCAGAGCUGAGCCCUUCCCUCCCCUCCAGGCGCCCCUGCGGCUGCUCUGUCUCUUUAAAAGGACUCCAGGCGUGGCUGCGGGACCGUCAUCCCAUCCCAGCUGGACAAGGGACCGGACAGUCCCGGACAGCCCUGGACAGCCGGCACCAGCCGCGCUGGCACACCGUGGACCGCAGCCUCCGCAGCACGGCCAUGGGCGAGUGGGGCUUCCUGAGCUCGCUGCUGGACGCGGUGCAGGAGCACUCGCCCAUGGUGGGGCGGUUCUGGCUGGUGGUGAUGCUCCUCUUCCGCAUCCUGGUCCUGGCCACCGUGGGCAGCGACGUCUUCGAGGAUGAGCAGGAGGAGUUCGUCUGCAACACGCAGCAGCCAGGCUGCAAACCGGUGUGCUACGACGCCGCCUUCCCCAUCUCCCACUACCGCUUCCUCGUCUUCCACAUCGUCGUGCUCUCGGCCCCCGCCGCUCUCUUCGUCAUCUUCGCCGUGCACCAGGCGGCCAACCGGGGCGCGGGGGGGGCCGCCGGCCAGCGCGCCCGUCGCCUCCAGCCCUUCUACGUGGGCAGCGUGGUGGCACGCAUCGCGGCCGAGCUGGGUUUCCUGCUGGGGCAGGCGCUGCUCUACGGCUUCAGGGUGCAGCCGCUCUUCGUCUGCCGCCGCCGGCCCUGCCCGCACCGCGUCGACUGCUUCGUCUCCCGCCCCACCGAGAAAACCGUCUUCAUCCACUUCUACUUUGUGGUGGGGCUGAUCUCGGCGCUGCUCAGCCUGGCCGAGCUCGCCCACCUCCUGCGCAAGGGCCCCCCGCCCCGGGCUGGGUGCUGCCACCGGCCGCAGGAGCGGGGACCGGCCCCCGGGCAGCCGGCGGGGGCCGCGGAGGAGCCGUGCUGCCCCCCUGGACCCCCACCGCGGGGGGACCUGACUGUGUAGCCGGCCCCGGGGCCACCAUCGCUGGCACGAGCUGUGGCUGUGCUCAGCCCGGCCGGUGCCCAGCGGGCGGCUGCGGCUCUCCCGGCCCCAGCCCUCGCCGUGCCGGGGAAGCAGGGCUGUGCC